Messenger RNA from Anguilla anguilla (European eel), 2968 nucleotides. RefSeq names its product splicing factor U2AF 65 kDa subunit-like. Gene Ontology annotation, molecular function: poly-pyrimidine tract binding; pre-mRNA 3'-splice site binding. Lineage: Eukaryota; Metazoa; Chordata; Actinopteri; Anguilliformes; Anguillidae. Bases 304 to 1710 code for a protein of 468 amino acids. The transcript has 11 exons. Gene Ontology annotation, biological process: mRNA processing. The record is from RefSeq and is a predicted model, not a curated record. Gene Ontology annotation, cellular component: commitment complex; nuclear speck; nucleus.
UUGCAUUUUCAGAUGUUCUACUGGACUGUUCGAUUUUUAUUACUUUAUUUAUUUUUUUGUAUAGCCUAAAGUGUGGUUAUCUAGUUCUCUCUUAUCGUAUCUUUGUAUACUAAAGUAGGCUAUUGGAGGUGGUGAUACUGUACUGUAUUUCGAGUAUUAAGCUGCUUUAAAACCAUAGAAGAAGAAACUACUUCGGCCGAUGCGACGGUGUCAGUGGAGUAAUAGUCCCAUGUCAGUAGGUUGUUAGUUAGCUUCAAGGCUGACCCAAAAAUCCGCAGUAAGGUUUACAAUAUCGGAAAGAUAAUGUCCGACUUCGACGAGUUCGAAAAACAGCUGAGUGAAAACCGACAGGAGCGGGAGAAGGAGCGGCACAGGAAGCGCAGCCGCAGCGGGUCCCUGGCCCGCGGCGACAAGCACCGCAGCUGGAGCAAGGAUCGCGGCAGCCGCAGCCGCGAGAAGCGCAGCCGGAGCCGCGACCGCGACCGCAAGAGCCGCGACCGCAGGAGCAGCUCCCGCGACCACAAGAAGCACAGCUAUUCUCCGAGAAGAAUGCGAAAGAAAAGAACUUGCAAAUACUGGGACGUGCCUCCCCCAGGGUUUGAGCACAUCACUCCGAUGCAGUACAAGGCCAUGCAAGCUGCUGGGCAGAUCCCCACCAUAGCUCUGCUGGCUACCUCUACGACCAGCGGCAUGGCGGUCACGCCCACACAGGUGCCAAUGGUGGGCAGCCAGAUGACCCGGCAGGCCAGAAGACUCUACGUUGGCAAUAUUCCUUUUGGGGUGACUGAGGAGUCCAUGGCAGAUUUCUUUAAUGCCCAGAUGCGGCUGGCGGGUCUCUCCCAGGCCCCCAGCAACCCUGUUCUUGCCGUGCAGAUCAACCAGGACAAGAACUUUGCUUUCCUAGAGUUUCGGUCCGUGGAUGAGACCACGCAGGCGAUGGCCUUCGACGGGAUCAUCUUCCAGGGGCAGUCUUUAAAGAUCAGACGGCCGCACGACUACCGCCCCCUGCCCGGCAUCUCGGAGCAGCCCGCCUUUCACGUCCCAGGUGUGGUUUCCACAGUGGUCCCCGACUCCCCGCACAAACUUUUCAUCGGUGGACUGCCAAACUAUCUCAAUGACGAUCAGGUGAAGGAGCUCUUGACAUCGUUUGGACCGCUCAAAGCUUUCAACCUUGUGAAGGACAGUGCGACCUCAUUGUCCAAAGGUUACGCCUUUUGCGAAUAUGUAGAUAUCAGUGCGACUGACCAGGCUGUGGCAGGACUCAAUGGCAUGCAACUUGGGGACAAAAAACUGAUCGUUCAGAGGGCAAGCGUGGGAGCUAAAAAUGCUAAUCCUACGUCCAUCAUCGAGACCCCGGUGACGCUGCAGGUCCCGGGCCUGCAGGCGCUGCAGAAUUCGGGCAUGCCCACGGAGGUGCUCUGCCUCCUGAACAUGGUAAUGCCCGAGGAGCUGGUGGACGACGAGGACUAUGAGGAGAUCCUGGAGGACAUCCGCGAGGAGUGCUGCAAGUACGGGAACGUGCGCUCCAUCGAGAUCCCCCGUCCCGUCGACGGCGUGGAGGUGCCCGGCUGCGGGAAGAUUUUCGUGGAGUACGUCUCAGCAGCGGACUGUCAGAAGGCCAUGCAGGCGCUGACGGGCCGAAAAUUCGCCAACAGAGUGGUCGUCACCAAGUACUACGACCCAGACAUGUACCACAGGCACGAGUUCUGAUAAAACGCCAAGGACGUGGGGGGGGUGGGGGGUGUGGGGGGGGGAGUGUUGGGGAUGAGCGGGCACGGGAACAGUACAGGUCAAACCUGUAAAACAGCCUGGUCCUCCCUGGCCACGAGGUCCGGCCCUCUGUCCGGUGCAGAUUGAGUAUGUUCCCCUUUGUACAGCCUUCUGCUCCACACUUUUUUCCUCAUUUGCCCGUAGGCGUACGAAAACAAGAAAGAUUUUUGAAAACUUUUUUUUCUUCUUAAAGGGAUAGUUUUGCUUUUAUGGGGUUUUACAAAAAUAAUUUGUGUAUGUUUUUGACUAGCCCAGACAGUUUUUAUGUUGCUUAUAUGGAGACUACUAUGGCUGUGGGGGGGGGGGGGGCAUUUGGUGGGUUUGUGGUAUAAAUAAAGCAGAUUGAAUGCCAUUCUUUUUAAUAAUAAUCAGGUAAUGAAUGCACAUAAUACCUCUGGAGGCAUAACAUCACUGUGCAUUAUUGCUUUGGAGUUUCUUGGAAAAGUAUAUUCUUGCUUUAGACCAGAGGUCCUCAAUCUUACCCAGAAAGGGCCGGUGUGGGUGCAGGCUUUUGUUUCUACCAAGCAGUAACACACCUGCUUCUACUAAUCAAGGUCUUUAGCAAAUAAUCCAGUGGCGGACUCCUGCUUUAGACCAAGUACCUGCAAACGGCCCUGCGGCCAUUGUAAAGCUGUUAGGUCAUCAGAAACAUCUGUAAAUAUCUAUAAUAUCUUUCAUCUCACACUGAAGAUGCCUGGGCCAAUCAAAAACAAACCCUGAAACAAAAGUAAUAUAAAAAAACUACCAUUUUAAGAUAAUCUUUCCGCUUGUUUUACCAUCAACCUCGUGCUGUGACUGACCCAUAUUGGAAUGAAAAUGUAGAAAAAAAUAAUAUUGCUUUAUGCUGUCAACCUUAAAGUCGCAUUUCAAAUGGUUGCAUAUGUAUCCAACCCAAAAUAACUAUAAAAACCAGAGUUAUUUUAUAUUUCAGAGUACAAGAUACACAUAUUUAUUGAUUGGAUUUAGUCUUAGCACUUUAGUAGAACACAUGUGAGAAACAUUUUGAGAGUAAUUUCCUUUAAAUUUAGUUCCAUUUUAACUAAGCACUGUACAUUCAUUGUGUAAUAUGUUAAGAAAUGUAUGUAUGUAUGUAUGUGCAUUAUUGUUACUCUACCACUGACACUAAAUUGGUGUUGGAACUGAAGUAUGAGUUACAUUUUUGUGUAUAUCCCUUAAAAAGAGCAAUGCUCUAAAAAUA